UAAGUGGAGGUCGUGUUAACUGUGUUCAGAUACUUAAAAAGAGAAAUGCUACACAUUUUCUUUUUCAUGACUGAUUUCAAACAAUUUUCUCACACAAUUUGUUUGAGAAAUAAACUCUCCCUUUAUAUUUCACUUACUUGUAUGUGAAGUCCAGUGUUUGUGUAGUUUCUUGGUAUAGAAUUUGAGUUCUGUGGUUGUGCAAGGAUUUGUACCGGGUCUUGACUACUUCGUUGCUUUAUUUUACGUUUAUGUAUUUCGAAGGGACAUGCACGGUGGCUGUUUUGUGAUGUGUUCCCGGUAAAGGUAUGCCCCAUUAGUCACAGGGGUAUGACGUAGGCGCAGACAUACUUUCUUGUUGCGGUGUUGGUGUGAACCGUGACGAUGGGAUCUGCGGGCGUGUCGGACGAGUACUCGCCGCCGCGGCUCUCUCGGCUGCUGCACGCGCUACCCCACGUCAACGUCACGCUGCACCGCGUCAAUGAUACCUUCGCCCCCAACUCGCCGAUAUACCUCGAAAGUCUGGGCAUCCUUGGCUCGAUUCCCGGUGCUUGGCUCAUCCUGACUCUGACGGUGCUGCUCAUAUAUCUGCUGACGAGAUGCUGCGACAGGAAGCAACGCCCGCCCAGGAGUAUCACUGCACUCAAGAUAACUCUGAUGAUCCUGUCCGUGGUGUGUUGCGGUGCGAUUGGCGUGGGUUUGUUCGGCAACGACGACUUGCACAACGCGGUGCUGCAGAGCAUACAGGCCGGCAACCAGCUCGCAGGCCUCGUUAACACUGUUAAGAAUCAGUCAAGUAUCCUGGAGGAGGCGAUGGGGUCGCGCGCGCGCGCCCCGCUGGCGCGGCUGGCGGACGCGCUGGACGCGCCGGUGGCCAACCAGACCGCGCUGGGCACGCUGCUGCGCGCGCUCUCCGCGCUGCGCAACAACGCCAGCGCGGCCGCCUCCGCCGCAGACAACCUGCGCCGCCCGCUCGCCGCUCUCAACUUAGACGCUGUUAUGAAGCGCGCGUGGGUGUGGGAGGCGGCGCGCUGGGCGGGCGGCAUGGCGGGCUGGUGCUGCGGCGGCGCCGUGUGCGUGGCGCUGCUGGCCGCCGCCGCGCGCCGCUCGCGCCGCGCCCUGCUGCUGCUCUGUGUGUGUGCGCUGGGCGCGCUGGUGGCGUGCUGGGCGGCGGGCGCGCUGCUGGCGGCGGGCGCGGUGGCGGCGGCCGACGCCUGCCAGGAGCCGGCGCGCGCCGUCGCGCACUACGCGCCGCACCAUCUGCCUGUUGAUAUGGUGUACUACUACCUGUCGUGCAAGGUGUCUCGUGAGAACGUGCUGACGGCGGAGCUGCGCAACGCCCAGCGCGCGGUGGUGGCGGUGCGCCAGGCGCUGGCCGUGCUGGCCCGCGGCGCGCCGCAGAUGUUCACUGACCCAGUGCUGCAGCCGGCGCUGGGCGCGCUGGGCGCGGGCACGGGCGAGGCGGAGCGCGCGCUGGUGUCGCUGAGCGGCGCGCUGGAGUGCCGCACGGCGCGCGCUUACUUCGUGGCGGCUGCUCGCGCCGCUUGCGACGGCGGACUGCAGGCGCUGUCUCUGCAGCUGUUGGCGGCGAUCGCGGCAGGCUUUCUAUUUACUGCUAUAGUUCUGGUCGACUCUCACGCUUGGAUCUACAUCAACACCAAACGCAGCGGCGGCGGCGAGGAGCAGGCGCCCUUCCUGUCGAGCGGCAGCAGCGCCGGCUCGCGCUCGCUGCCGCGCCCCGCGCCCUUCCCCAACGGCAAGCCGCCCUCCUACAGCGCCGCCGUGCAGCUCAUGGACCUCGCGGACAGGGAGCGGCCGAGUGCGGAGGUGGCGUGCGCGCGGCGGUCGCGCAUGUCGGGCAGCGCGACGCUGGGGCGCGCGAGCGGCGGCGGGCUGGGCGGUCUGGGCGGACUGGGCGCCCUGGGCGGCGCGGGCGGCUCGCACACGCUGGGCCGCGCGCCCCACAACGGCAAGUACGCCACGCUCAGCAAGCAGUGCAAGACGCUGGAGAGCAGCGACUUCUACUGAGAACGGCCCGGCGGCGGCGCGCACCCCGAGCCCGGCGCCGGUCAGUCCGGGCGUGCGGUGAGCUUGAAUCGUUUCGACCCGAAGUACGCUUCUUUCGGGCCGCGAGCGCCGCGCCCGCGCCCCGCCGCCCCCGCGCCCCCGCUGGCCACCUUCACCGCCGCCCCCGCCCCCGCCCCCGCCGGGCACGCCCCCGAGCGCCCAGAGCGCGCCGCCCCCGACAAGUACGCGACGGUGCGUCCCGCGCGCCGCACCGAGCCGCAGCCGCUGUCGGCCGCCGCACUCGAGUACCGCAGCCUGCAGCGCCCGCGCCGCGCGCCGCCCGCCGCCGCCGCACACCGCCGCCGCAACGACCGCAACGACCGACACGUGCACGAGCCGCGCGACCAACGCGACCUCUACGCGGUCACUGAAUUGUAAACCUUGUGCUCUUGCUAUAAAGUGACUUUUGCAUUGAUUUUUCGACCUCCAGUGUAACGAACUUUAAAAAUAUUUCUACGACGCUUUGCGACAGACAACACCAGUGCAGCUACGGAAUUGUGAACCUUAUGCGUAAACGAAUAAUGUUGACUUUGAAAUACGACGCUAUCGACCCCCAGUGUAAUCUACUCUCUUAAAUUAAGACUAUUGUGUGAGUGAUAUAGCUAUGGAUAUUAUCUAAAUCGGUAUAGAAAUGGACCGUACUUUGUUGAAAUAGAUAAUUUAUUUCGAUUUAAAUCUACACGACUUAUGAGUUGAUUUUCGACUUUAUUACAAAUGUAUAAAGUCGAAAAUUGAAAAUGGAAAUACAUCGAAUUACGCGACCAUUACUAUUCAUAAAAUGCAUCACUUUUACUGUUUCAUUGAUUAAAAAUUAAAGACUAAUACAGCAAUAUAGUUAAGAUUUUUCAAUGGAAUAUGUAGUCACAUAAACAAUUUGAAUAGUGUUAUUUGUCAACUCUAUUGUAAGGGAAUAGAGUCCUAUUUAGAUUGUAACGUGUAAUAUAUAGUGAAAGCGAAUUUUGAAUAUCUACGCAUGCAAUAGCAUAAAUAUAAUAUGACGAUUUAAAUGUACUGUAUAAUAAAAUGCAUUUAGUUAGAUUUUUCUUUGAGUUGACGUCUUUAUUGAAGUGAUAGUGAAAUUUUAUUUAAGUGGUAAUUGAUUAUUAUGAGUAAUAGUAAAAUAAACUGAAUUAACCGAAUAGUAACUUUUGAAUUAUAAAUUAGACGGGACAUAUCGAGAAAUAAAAACUUUUAUCAAACGUUUAUGUUAACCUCAGUGUUACAUUGUCAAAAGAUCUGUUCAAAAAGGUAUUUCGCAGUGUAAACUGACUGUUAUUUUACUAAAGGUUGCCAUAGAAGGUGUAAAUUAUUAAUUUGUUAGUACAAACGUGUCAAAAUAAUUUGGAAAUGCAUGGAGUUUUGUAAUCUUAACUGAUUGCUCAAAAGUUUAAAAUGGUCUAAAUGAUAUUACUAGAAUCAUUUUUUAAUCAAAAUUUUUGUAAGUCAUUUUAUAUAUUUUAAUGGCCUAUAUUUCGAAUAAAUUUCUCAUCAUUCGGUAGACAAUUUUUUAUCUAAGAAGUACUAGAAUAUCGAUUUAGUAAUUAAGAAUCGAUAUCGAUAAAUUGAUACCGAUUUUUCUGCAGAAACUCUUAAAAUGUAUUGCUAUCUCUUUCUAUACAAUGAGGAUAAAAGAGAUAGUCAUAUGUUUUCUACAGAUGUGAGUUAUCUCAAAAGACAAGUGUAUAGAUUAUUAACAAUUUUGUAUUACUCCUUUUCCUAUAAUGUCCAUACAAAUGGCUGUGUAAACAUCGCAACUGACCAAUCAUACAAUAACUUUGCUAUUAUUUGUAUUUAUUGAUUUGAUAUCGAUUUAAAGUCGAUUCGAUAUCGAUUACAUCUCGAUACCGACAGGUCUCAGUAAUUUUCGAAUAUCUUAGCUCAAUAUAGGAUUAAGUUGAUGCGUUAUAAAUAACUGUUAUUGUUAACGGUUAAUAACGCUAUUAACGUGAAUGCCAAAGUAGAUUGGUUCAUUUGUACGUCGUGUUGUCGAAUGCUACAAGCUAAUCUCGACCUUAUCGCCUCGCGAUAUUUGUACUGAAGUACGUACGGUCUACGGUAUGUCAUUAAGUCUUUUUGUAUAAAAUAUUUAAUGUCUUGAAUACAAUUGUAUUUAUUUUAACUAAGCUCGGUUUUCGUGUGAUGUAAUAUUUGUUAAGGGUAUUUAAAUUUGUAUAGUUAUUGUGUAGUGGGGGACGUUUCGUGGAUUCGGAAUCUCCUAUCGAAUUAGUGCUUUGGGAAUAUCUACCUUAUUGUAUGAUAUAUACUGCUCAAAAUGGAAGUGUAGGGAGCGGACCUAAUUGUAUAUAUUCAGUACAUUUUAUUGCAUUUUAGUAUCUAGGAUAACUAUCCAUUUAUAUAACUGUAUAGGUAAAUAUUUAAUCAUUCCAAUGAGUGUAGAAUUGGUGACGAUUAUAAAAAAAGAUUCUAUCACAUUGUGAUAAGGUGCAAAUUUGAAACUGCCACUAUGGAAGAAAUUGACGUUUUUAGUGUUUAGUUUGAAAAAAUAAUGACAAAGUACUGUUUUCGCUGUUACUCCACAAAUGUAUUUGAUAAUAGACAUGAGAAUAAUCGUGAAUAUGAAGCCUAAUAGAUAAUUUAAAAAGUCUAAUUUACUUAAAAUAAAAUAAUGAUAUCUCAGUAACUGCAUUUUUAAAUUUUA
Messenger RNA from Papilio polytes (common Mormon), 4723 nucleotides. Its product is annotated as protein tweety. The transcript has 15 exons. Gene Ontology annotation, molecular function: intracellularly calcium-gated chloride channel activity; volume-sensitive chloride channel activity. The record is from RefSeq and is a predicted model, not a curated record. Lineage: Eukaryota; Metazoa; Arthropoda; Insecta; Lepidoptera; Papilionidae. Bases 382 to 2025 code for a protein of 547 amino acids. Gene Ontology annotation, cellular component: plasma membrane.